CUGCGCUCAAAGGAAUAAAAUGAUGGCGCAAGAAAUUUCAGCAAGUAUUUCCUGGUUGUGCACCAGUUAGUGAGCAGGCAUGGCCUGCUGGGUGUGGUUUUUCUCUGUGACAAUAUUAGUCAUAGGAGGCAUCCCUAAUUCACGUGGAAACUUAUUGUUAACCACGAGACAGACCACUACAAACAAUCCAAAAUGGGAAUUAACGUGCUACUACAAGGGAAACUUUAAGGACAGUGCCCUGGUUUGGAAAUUCCCAAUUAAUGUUCCAGGUCAAAGCUUGCUUCAUUACAUAGUUACUUCCAACUUGACUAUUGAACCGAAACCAGACAAAGUUGAGAUGAAAGAAAUAGCCCCGGUGAAGCACACUUCCGAUUACCCCCAUUUCGACUUUGGACCAACCGAUGAUGCUCGCUGGAAUGUUUUAGAUACAAUAAAUGUGACUAGUUCGACGCCUUUCAAAAUGGAAGUGAAGAAAAACGCAAGCUAUUAUAAAAAGCACUUUUCAAUUUUGUCUAGAAACAGCUUUGACAUGACGAUAACCGAUGACCAAAAUAGAGACUAUCUCUUGCAAUUUGGAUACAAAGCGAACUUAUCAUCUGAAAUCCAGCUUCCAAUUAAUACAGGGUGGAUUACAUUGGUUACAACCGUAAAUGGCAGUUCCAACGAAGCUAAAUACUCAUCUCUCUCAACAGUCCAACCAAAUCUUAGGAGUGGUUCACAAUGGGUGAACAUGUCGAUUUCCAUCAACGCAGAGACAAGAGGCGUGAGCGUUUGGAUUGAAAAGGAUCAGACACCAGUAUCUUUUUCUACUGGUGGUAAAGCGACGAAAAUCAAAUUCUCGCAGAAAUUUUCGGGAGCUUUCUAUUACUUGAAAGUACAUGAUCAUCCGAUGGCUAUUUUACCAGAGGAUGGCACAGGACUAGAAGCUCAAUUUCAAGUUCCAGAAGGGUGUAUCUUUGUCACCUACAUGAGCGUAAUAGAUAAAAUGACGAUGACCAUCACUGGAGGAAAAAACGAGAAAAAAGAAGCAUCACUUAAGGCAACAAAUGGAAGAUGGAGAGUUGAGAGGAUCAAAUUUCCUUUCCAUGGUUCGGUGAAGGUGAAGUUCGCAGGAAAAUCCCUAGGUGACAAAAUUCAAGCCAUAGGCGCUCUCCGCUCAUGUUCAGAUAAAGAAUAUUCUAAAUUAGUCACAGUCGUUGAUAAUACAAAGCUCAUCUCUGGGGUCCAAUGCGUUGAUAAAGAAACAAUGAUGAAAAUUGUUUCCAUUAUUGAUCCUACUACAGACAGGAAAGCAAAGAAAUUUGAGGACAUUGAUGACACUUUUAAGGAUCUCAUAGAAGAAAAAGACAAUGUCUGCGAUGCAGAUGGCUGUUCCUGUAUGGGAUCAAACGGCCAGAACUGCGAAAAUAGUUGUUCCGGGGGAACAUAUGGCUUCAACUGUGCAAACAAAUGCAAUUAUUGCAUAAAUCAAAGUUGUCGAAAAACUGACGGUAUCUGCACAAACAAUAAGUCUUGUCUGCAUUUUCAUCGACCUCCUUUCUGCAAAGAAAAACUGCUCGAUUCAGGUGUUCCACCAGAAAUUAAACAGAUUGGGAACUCGUGGGUUGAAGUAGACAUUACCAAAGCUUUUAAGUACAUCGAGAAAAACAAUUCUGACAAUGAGGGCAAACAAAAAGUGAAAAUCAGUUACCUUAACUUAACAGCCGUAUGCGCCAACACCAAUCAAUGCAAAGCGCAAGCGUGGAAGUAUAUUCCCUGGAAGCCAAGACACCUACAGCAUAAACUAAAAGGGCUUAAUUCGGGGACAGAAUACAAAAUUCAAUUACUAGUUCACGAGAAUGGCACUGAGAACGUCAAUCCUAAUGAAAACACCACAGCUGAUGUAAAAACAAAAAAUUGCACGCAAAAUCCACAAUUUGUCACGCUCCGUCCAUCCAAUACAUCACUAACCAUUGACUGGGAGAAGGGAGAGAACUUUUGUCCACCACAAGACUACGAUAUCAAAAUCCAGAAUAGGAAGUCCCAACAGCCAGUCAAUGUUAGAAUCAAUUCAAAUACAAUAAUCGAUGGUCUCACUCCAAAUUCAGAAUAUCUCAUUAUUGCUGAACUAAAAGGCAAAAAAAUGCACGAAAGAGAUUUUAAUACAACUGAAGGAGCUCCAGAACCGGUGAAGAAAUUAAAUGUGUAUCACGAAGCAAAAGAUUCCAAAUUGGUCGUGAAUUGGAAAAAACCAGAAACACUCAAUGGAGAAUUGAAAGGAUACACAAUUGAACUGAUACAUCAAUAUUUUGUCGCUUGUGGAAAAGGUUCUGCUGAUUCCCGACACAAUGAAGUAAAAGAAGUGAAUGAAACUGUCGAAAGUGUUAGUUUCAGUAAUUUGGCAAUAUUCUCGAGCUAUACAGUAGUAGUGACUGCACGCACAUCCGCAAUGAAGGGAAAACCAAGCAGUUUGCCACUCAGUACUCCCGAAGCCAUAAAAAUAAAUGAAUCUCCAACUCUGGACCACGAAAACACUAAAACAGGCAAAUACUUCUUGAACAUAACAUGGAAUCCACCUGACUGUAGAAAAGCUGGUUGCACCACAGAAAACGAAUAUUUAAUAAAAGUCGGACACAAGAAUGAAACCAUAGAAAUCGUGAAUCACAGGUUUUAUAAUAUGACGAAUCUGACAAAAAACACCGAAUACUCGGUUCAUAUUGAAGCUCGCUGCAAAGGUUCCGGCGGUUGGCUAGGCGAGAAGGGUUUGCUUGCUUUGAAAAUAGAAACCGAUCAGUUUGACGUGGCUGAGAUAGUAGGGAUAUCAUGUGGGUCAAUUCUAGUCCUGCUUCUGAUUGCGGCUCUGGUCUUUUUGGUGAUAUGGAGGUACCGCAGGAGCCAAAAUGGAUAUGUGGCGACCGAAGGCAAAGAUUAUGGCGAAGAGGACAAACUGCCGCUGCGGUACCUGCCUGCGCCCAAGAGGCACGGUCAGCUGGUGAAAAAGGUCAACUUUGCGGGGUACGUCAGCAAGGCGAGAGCAAAUGGGUCCCUAAAGAAAGACUUUGAACUGCUACCGAGCGGCCAGCAGAAGGAGUGGUUGGUCGGAAUAACUGCCGAAAAUAAACAGAAAAACCGAUAUGCAAAAUUGUUGGCGUAUGACCACUCUCGGGUCACGCUGGGCGACCAAGGGGCCUAUAUAAACGCUAAUUUCAUUUCUGACGAGUCAAACAAGAAAAAAUACAUCGCCAGCCAAGGUCCCUUGGAGAAGACCACAACCGACUUUUGGCAAAUGAUUUGGCAAGAGGAAGUUGACACUGUUGUCAUGCUUACAAAAUUGGUAGAGAAAACGACACGCUGUCAUAAAUACUGGCCAGACGUGGGCUGCAACGAGACCUUCGGCGAGUACUUUGUGCAAAACGUUAACGAGCUGGCCUUCCCAGACCACGUGGAAAGGACUCUCAGUUUGACAGGGCGCAUGGGCCACAGGGAGGUGCUUCAACUGCAUUACACGGCUUGGCCGCACCAAGGAGUGCCGGAGGACAUCGACACGUUUGCCCGGUUCAUGGGAAAAGUGCUUGCCAGGGAAACAUCGCCUUUACUGAUUCAUUGCAGCGGCGGCACUGGUCGCACAGGAACUGUCAUUUUAAUCGACGCAUGUCUGCGGAAGUACAGGAAUGAAAGCAUGAUCAACGUUUGGGCCGUCGCUGAGAGGAUGCGCCAGGAAAGGGUCAACAUGAUCGAGAAUAAGGCGCAGUACGAGUUUGCCCACGUUCUUCUUUCUCAUUACCUUACACAAUAUGGUUGAAAUGCUUCAUAUAUAUAACUUAAUUGCAGGAUCGCUUAACAUUAAUGUAACCUAGCUUUGUUAUAAUAUAGGUAUUAUAAAAUAAAAUCAAUAAGCUUGAGACCCAAAUUAAA
Molecule: messenger RNA, 3894 nt
Organism: Cloeon dipterum
Lineage: Eukaryota; Metazoa; Arthropoda; Insecta; Ephemeroptera; Baetidae
Product: receptor-type tyrosine-protein phosphatase eta-like
Exons: 24
Coding region: 80-3781 (1233 amino acids)
Biological process (GO): protein dephosphorylation
Molecular function (GO): protein tyrosine phosphatase activity; protein binding
Source: RefSeq, a predicted model, not a curated record